This is a messenger RNA of Telopea speciosissima, 1990 nucleotides long. RefSeq names its product purine-uracil permease NCS1. The record is from RefSeq and is a predicted model, not a curated record. Lineage: Eukaryota; Viridiplantae; Streptophyta; Magnoliopsida; Proteales; Proteaceae. The transcript has a single exon. Gene Ontology annotation, cellular component: plasma membrane. The coding region runs from base 54 to 1769 and encodes 571 amino acids. Gene Ontology annotation, molecular function: nucleobase transmembrane transporter activity. Gene Ontology annotation, biological process: transmembrane transport; nucleobase transport.
AGCAUCUGGAAAAUCCCUGAGAAUCUGUAUUGGAAUUUGGGUAAUCAUCGAUCAUGGUUUCGAAUUGCCUUCGUCUCCGUCUCAAUCUGCAUCCCCACCUCGCCCCCAACUCUGCAGACAAACCACAGCCAAGGAAUUCUUCUCUUCUCACCAAUCAUUUCUUAACUACAAAUCUAACCGUCAGUGCCACCCAUCAUCAACAUCACCACUUGCACUUACUCCAUAGAAGAAGAGGAAGAAAAAGAAGAUGCUCUCCUCCAGUGAUGGCCUCAAGCCAAGAUUCACUUUACUAUGACAAGGACGCAGCAGGCCUUGCCAAUGACGAUCUCAAGCCGACGACGCCGGAACAGAGGAAUUUCUCCGGGUUGGAGAUGGCCAGCCUCUGGGUGGGGCUUGUGGUGGGGGUCCCUACUUAUUACCUAGCCGGCAGCCUUGUGGACCUUGGCAUGGCCUGGUGGCAGGGCAUCGCCACCGUCGUCGCCGCCAACGUCAUCCUAUUGGUCCCGUUGAUCCUGACAGGGCACCCCGGGACUCGCUAUGGCAUCUCUUUCCCAGUGCUCGCCCGCUCUGCUUUCGGGAUUAGAGGUGCCCAUGUCCCCACUCUCCUGCGUGCUUUGGUUGGCUGCGGUUGGUUCGGCAUCGAAACCUGGAUCGGCGGUGAAGCCAUCUUCCUCCUCCUACCCUCCUCCCUUAAGCAUGCUUCUUUUGCUCAUUCCCUCCCAUGGCUGGGCACCUCCCCUCUUGAGUUCUCCUGUUUCCUUGUCUUCUGGAUGGCCCAGAUGGCCAUCAUAUGGAAAGGUAUUGAUGGUAUUCGGGACCUGGAGAAGUACUCUGCGCCGGUUCUCAUUCUGCUUACUUCUUCUCUCCUCUGCUGGGCUUACGUCAAAGCUGGUGGGUUGGGACAUAUGCUCUCCUUAUCUUCUCGUCUCUCCUCCUCCGAGUUCUGGGCUCUCUUCUUCCCUUCUCUCACUGCCAAUAUUAGCUUCUGGGCCACUCUUGCGCUUAACAUACCAGACUUCACUCGCUAUGCCAAGACCCAGACUGAUCAGAUCAUUGGCCAAGCAGGGCUUCCCAUCUUCAUGGGCGCAUUCACUUUCGUUGGCCUCGCUGUUACGUCCUCCACCAAAGUGGUCUUUGGUCGCGUGAUUUCGAAUCCGAUUCAACUCCUCGGACAGAUUGGAGGGUUCUCCACGAUGAUUCUCGCCAUCAUUGGAAUCAGUCUCGCCACACUCACCACCAACAUUGCUGCUAAUGUCGUCGCCCCUGCCAAUGCCCUUGUCAACCUCAGCCCUUCCAAGUUCACCUUCAGAAGAGGAGCUCUUCUCACUGCUUUGCUGGGGAUUGUUUGUCAGCCUUGGAGACUUCUCCAAUCGAGCGAGAGCUUCGUCUAUACUUGGCUUGUCGGCUACUCUGCGCUACUUGGUCCGAUUGGAGGCAUAAUUCUUGUUGAUUACUACCUCCUGCGUCGCACUAAUUUAAAUGUCAAUGACUUGUAUUCCACAAAGCCUACUGGAGCUUACCAUUACACUGGAGGAUACAAUCUCGCAGCAAUGGCGGCUCUGAUUAUUGGGAUUCUGCCCGUCAUCCCAGGUUUCCUUCACAAGGUCGGAAUCUUAACUUCAAUCUCAGACACAUUUGUCAUCUUUUACAACAAUGCCUGGUUCAUUAGUUUCUUCUCUGCUGGUAUUAUUUAUUGGAUACUUUCAUCUUUCGGAGGAGCCAAAAGGAAUUAUCAGUCUUCAGACCCCUUGCUGCCCACUACAGAGUAGUAUUCUUAAUAUGUACAUGGAUGGGAUUUUGCGCGCGUGAUUGCAGACUUCCUUAGCCAGUUAAUAACCUCAAGCUCAAUCUCAGACACGUCUGUUGUUGUUAGCAGCAACACCAGAUUCAUUUGUGAUUUUUCUCCAUUGAGAAAUUGCAACAAACAGAACCCCUUCAUUAGACUGCACCACCACAGUUCUUGUAUUUCAGUUGAAACAAAUCAUAUUUG